Prorocentrum cordatum is the source of this 393-nucleotide messenger RNA. The record is from the annotation of a GenBank genome assembly. Lineage: Eukaryota; Dinophyceae; Prorocentrales; Prorocentraceae.
AUGGGUGUCGGACCAGGUCCCCAGAUUCGUGGGACGGCUUUCGAGCGUUUGCAUUUCAUCCCGCUCGCCCUCCUGCAUGCCCUGUGGAACAACAGGCUGCCGCAUUCCCGCGCGCAGCGGUGCGAGCAACGCAGCCGAAGGUCAAGAUCUGCUUUCUUUUCUCUCGUUUUAAGACGCCUCGCCGCCGCCGUGCCGUGGUCACUAGAAGGAGACACCGAGCAGUUCGCGACCGCGACGUACCGAGGGCAGAACUUGUUCGAUGUUCUCUACGGCGAUGCGGAGGGCGCCCGGACGGCCAUCCAGAAGUCAUGGCUGCCUGCCCCAGAGAAGCUCAGGGAUUGCACCCACAUGUCGGAGCUGGGGCUGGGCGUGCAGCUGCAGGAGGAGAGGUGA